Molecule: messenger RNA, 2793 nt
Organism: Penicillium egyptiacum
Lineage: Eukaryota; Fungi; Ascomycota; Eurotiomycetes; Eurotiales; Aspergillaceae
Source: the annotation of a GenBank genome assembly
AUGAUCUCGCAGCAACCUCGCCGAGAGAGAGCUCUCAGUGACAGAGCUCAAGCAAUGCCCGCUGCAGCUUCACGACCAGCCAUGGGCAGUCGAACUUCUUCAGCUCCGCCGGGGGCCCUUUAUAAACUCGAUGCGGCGCGGAAGCCAGGAACGGGGACGACAGCCGAGCACACAUUGCUGGAAGAGGAUGAGGAGUCUCCAAUUACGGGCGAGGCGAUUAAGCGCACAGGACUCCGUCAAAAGGAGGAGGAAACUCCCAAGAGCGGCUUCCCCGAAGUGACCAUUGCAGUGGCUGGCGAAGAAAAUGCCGGCAAGACCAGCUUUGUGAAAUGUGCCCUAGAUAUGAAGAACCCGCCUGUCUCCCCUAUGAACAAGAAGAAAAUGUCAUUGAACGGAUCGGUAUACAUUGUGCAUCUGAUGGAAGUCGACUUGACCCAGGUUCAAUUCGAUCAGGACAAGAGGAUCAUCUGGCCGCGUACAGGGCGCGACAAAUAUGCGCCGGUCAUUGACGCGGUUCUGGUUCUGCAUGAUGCCACCAAGCCGGAUCGACUAUCUUUAACAACGAACCUCAUUGACUCGUUGGCUGCCUCGGAUCUUCCUUUCUUGCAAGUUGCCUGCAAAUGCGAUGUCAACCCUGAACCUGUGGAAGACAGCGAAGUGGAUGUGAUCCAUGAUCGAUACGAGAUCUAUCGAACGUCAUUUUCCUGGCCUCGAUCUCAACGCAUGUGUAUAGCGUUAGUUUUGGGGGCAGUGAUUUCCACUCGAGAAGGUGAGCCAAUUUUUUUCUCAUUUCUGUCUUUAUUUCUAGACAAAAUCAUUGAAGUUCAAUGUUGUGCCUUGACCCCCCAAGCGGAAACGGGCCAAGAUCUCUCCAAUAAUUCUAAUAUUUCUCUUGCUUCGGUCAAAUCUUCACUCGAUUGGCAGCAUACCCGUUCCAACUCGGAAAACCCCUCAGCCGUGUCCAUAGCCGCCGGCGGCCCACAAACGGCCUCAGAUCAAUGUGUCGAUGGGGAUGGUGAGAACCGUCUCCCAACCGAUGGAAACCACUUGCAGCAUACGUCCAAUCCUCACCGUUAUGCUCGCAGUAACUCGCAACCGGUGCGACCGCAAACUCCGCCAUCUGGAGCGCGUUUAAAUACCCGCAGACCGUCAGCACAAGAACUAAAUUCUCCUAACCACGAGAACCGCCAGCAACGAUUGCAUACCGCCUGGCGACACAGUGGAGGAUCAGACGCUUUCAACAGUUUCUUAAACAUGGACGACGAGGGAGACGAUGGGCAGAGCCGGCCCGCGAGCCCUGGCGCACAACUGCGCCCGAAACCGAGCAGCGAGAGCAACUCGAGUGCAGAGACGGGUCUAUCGUUUGAUGAACUAGUCGAUCGUUUGAUUUCCCUGCCGAUGUCGAAACAAGACCAAAAGUUCCGUUCUACAUUCCUAUGCCUGUACCGAAAGUUUGCUGCUCCCGCAAGUCUCUUGACUGCGUUGAUAAGCCGAUUCGAGCGAAAUGAGUUGGGCAACGACGACCAGCUGGCCCGCAUGGCGGACCAGCUGCGAUUACUCGAUGUCAUGGCUCAAUGGGCCUCGGACUAUCCUGGAGAUUUUGCUCAUCCCAAACUUCGCAAACGGAUCAUUGAAUUUGUCGCUGUACUCGAAAAAAGUCAUUUCUACAUGUUCGCUGCCAAGGAGAUCGGGUCGCAAUUAGACUCGAACGCAGAAGACGAUGAUGUUGGCUGGGCGUACGGGGGUGACAGUGAUUCCGAUGAGCCACAACUGGUUGAGACAUUCUUCGACAACUCCGGCCGAAGUUCUCCAGCAGCGGCUUUCACUGGCGCUAGCUCUGCCACUAACACUUACGACACCGAAGAAGAACAAGAUCCCAUCUACAGUAUGAGUGCGCUGGAUCUCAGUAGUGGGCCGCAUGACUCGACCUCACGGCUUUCAGUCUCUUCGACUACCGACAAAUCUAACAACAUCACCAGCCAGUCAUUCACAUUGUUGAACCUCGAUGCGGCCCAAAAAGAGGCUUUGCGUCUUGAAUUAACACAUAAAACUUCACUUGGAAAACUCCAGUGGCGGCUGUUCAUGGACACCCCAGAUGAGGAGUUCGCACGAGAACUGACGCGGGUCGACUGGAUCAUGUACAACUCAUUCCGGCCGCGUGAUCUUGUGCGUCAUGUCAGCCUCUCGGGCAUAGACAAGGAUAAGAUCAAGAGCUUGACGAACGUUAAUCGGAUGAUCAAGCAAUUCAAUCAUCUGGCCUUCUUCGUAGCCAGCUUGAUUCUCUUGCGCGAUAAGCCUAAGCAUAGAGCGCAGGCGCUAGAGAAGUUCAUGAACAUCGCAGUGAAACUCCGACGCCAAAACAACUACAACUCCCUGGGUGCUGUGAUCGCCGCCAUCAACGGCACCCCAGUCCACCGCCUCACGCAAACUCGAGACCUGAUCCCCAUCCCAACCCAGAAAGAGUUUAUGCGUCUGGUCAUCCUCAUGAGCACCCAACGAAGCCACUUUGCCUACCGCCUCGCCUGGGAGAAUUCGUUCUCAGAGCGAAUCCCAUUCCUACCUCUCCAUCGUCGGGACCUUGUCUCCGCCGAAGAAGGCAACAGGACAUUCGUCGGCGAGAACAAAUCUCGCAUCAACUGGAAGAAAUUUGAGGUCAUGGGUGAGGUUGUUCUCGGCAUUCAACGAAGCCAGAAGACUCCUCAUCCCCAGGCUCAGAAAUUCGACGAUGUCGAGCGACUGAUCCUGGACUCGAAGCUCUCUGGAGACGAAGAGGUAAGGUCUUUAUCAUCGUGA